AUGAAGGUCGUGUGCGUGUCCGACACGCACGGACUGCACGACUUAGCUGCGGCCGUCCCAGACGGUGACGUGUUCGUGCACGCGGGCGACUUCACCGACACGGGCGCGCGCAGCGAGGUGCUGGCGUUCAACGAGUUCUUGGGACGGUUACCCCAUCGGUACAAGCUCGUGAUCGCUGGGAACCACGAGUCGUCGUUCGACCGUCACUUCUAUGCUUCCUAUUGGCAUCACUAUGGCCAUGAGCAGCAGUACGACCCAGAAGAGGUGCGGGCGCUGCUGACCAACGCGCUGUACCUGGAAGACGAGGCAGUGGAGAUUGAGGGUUACGUCUUUUACGGCACGCCGUGGCAGCCCGAGUUCUGCAAUUGGGCGUUUAAUUUACCUCGUGGUGACGCGCUGCUCCGUCAAUGGAAACUCAUUCCGACGGACACAGAUGUGCUGAUCACCCACACGCCACCUCAAGGCCACGGGGACCUCGUGGGCUGUACUCGCGUGGGCUGCGUAGAUCUGCUACAUGAAGUAGAGCAGCGAGUUCGUCCGAAGCUGCACGUUUUUGGACACGUGCACGAAGGCUAUGGACGCAGUGCGAGUGCGAACGGCCAGAUCACGUACUUUAAUGCUUCAGCGUGCACUCACAAGUACGAACCGGUGAAUCCGCCGUUACUGUUCGAAUUGACCGAGCCACCGAAGCGAGGGUGGCACCACAACCGUUCGUCACCGUCAACGUCGUCGGUUGAGAGCAGCUGCCAAGUUCAUUGCAGUACCAGCCCUUCUGAUAGUAGUAGCGUCAGCAUCCAAUCGAUCGCUGAAGAUGAAAACGUUGACGUGCACGCAAGUCCACUGACUCAUCUAGAGCCCAGGAAGUACGCCUUGAUGUUGCACGAGUGGCUGCGCUUGUGCUCUCACAAGCCUCCGUUUGUUGAAACGCAUGCCAUCCCAGGGAAAACGUGCGAAAGCAACGGCAGGGACAUGCUGCGAGACUUCCGUGUAGAUGGCACGACAUCUGGGCUGUUAUUUGAGAGCACAUUGAAGUUGCGUCCUGUCAUCAAUGUCCAGAAACGUGCACUGAGGUACCUCUUCGCUCAAGGAUUCCGGAGCAAUGCUGACAAUUACAAGGAGCAGAUCGACGAGGAUCAUGCCGCUGCAACUCACAGCGAAAAAACACACGAAGAAGUUACGUCAGAAACUGGAGCGGAAAGUGAAGCGAUUAAUGUACCAAAAGAGCGAAGGAAAUAUGGCAUUUCUCGCCGUGUGACUGUGGCCGUUUUGGAUGACAUUGACGAGGACAAAGAAGGAAUGGACGAACGUGGUCGAGAACAUGUGCAGCGGGCCCGUCUGGCUGCUGCUGCUCUCGGUAAAUCAGAUGCCGUAAGUACUGACACUCCGCCUCGUGGUUUGCGACGUAAUAAGACCCUGCAGCGCCGAUUAGCGGUACCGAAACUUUCUCCGCUUUCUGAGGAUUCGACGGAAGGCGAGGAAAGCUAUAGCGGUACAGUGGGUGCAAUUGUACUCGAGGAAAACGCUAGUGAAGCUGCUAUUAUUUCCGAGGCUGUCGACGUAGCACCAAGCGUAUCCGAGUGUGCAUUGUGCAAGUUUAAUGUUCGCGGCCACAUUCAUCCAGGGGAGGAGACAAGCAGAAGCACUGAAGCGAUCGUCGUAGCCCCGCGUGUUGCCGAGUGUGUAAUGUGCAAGUAUCAAGUGUCUGGCCACGUCCAUCCGGGGGCACAAGCUUUGCCGCUACCGACGGCACCGCCUGUUUCAGCAGUGACUUCAAGAGAGGCAGUGAAAGUGGACACGAAGCCGAGUAAGCCGCGCGCCAGAGCUGACCGUCAACCUUCCAACCAUUUAUCGUCCUGGUUCUGA
Peronospora matthiolae is the source of this 1863-nucleotide messenger RNA. The record is from the annotation of a GenBank genome assembly. NCBI's taxonomy places the organism in Eukaryota, Oomycota, Peronosporomycetes, Peronosporales, Peronosporaceae.